This is a messenger RNA of Lymnaea stagnalis (great pond snail), 6960 nucleotides long. The record is from the annotation of a GenBank genome assembly. NCBI's taxonomy places the organism in Eukaryota, Metazoa, Mollusca, Gastropoda, Lymnaeidae.
CACAACACCAAGUUAAGUUAAGUUACGAUUAAGGUAUCUAAACAUCCGUAAUAUUAGUGUGUGCCAGACUGCACUAUGUAUUUCAUAUGACUUACUUAGUUUUACACGAUCUAACCCAAACGUAAACUAAGUGUCUCAGCGUUAAGACUGCGUCUGUCGAAACUAUUGAGGCAGCCGUCUGUUCAUAUGGACAUUCACUUUUAAUUGUUAUGCACCGUAAGUUGUGUUUUGUUGUGUGCUGUCUUGUGUGUCAGUUUGGUUACUGAACGCUUUGGCGCGAUGAGACCUGUGGCGUGUUGUGACGUGAUGCUUAUGCAUCUGUGACGUAGUGUCCUGACCGUCGCGAAAACACAUGCCAGUCGUUUGGCAGUUGCUGUCUAAGCCUUGGGUGAGAAGGUUGUAUGGUAUUUCAGCAUCAAACUGAGCUCUAUGUGUUUGAGUUAUUGUAAGACCAGAUUCUGGAUAAGCUUAUAUUAAAUUUUGUUUUGUUUCUGUAAAGGACUUGAGUUCGGUUAAUCAGAUAAUGACGUAUGAACGGUUGGAGCGAACUUGACGGGUGAAACCCAAUCUUUACGGACGCGACAGGGCACAUUUCAGACAAGUGCUGGCAUUCGUCCGUCACAAUGUGACGAUGGAGUGGGCUUCGGAGGACGAAAUCCACAUGGCCUGGGAUUAUUCUUCUAGGCUUAUAAGAUGGUUCCCAGCAGCAAAUCGCCUCUCUCCACGCCACUGGAUAACCCAAGGGAACAUCAUUGGAUGAUACACCAGUGACGUCGCAGGAGUUGUCGGAAUGUUUCAUUGUAACAAUGUUAUCCGCCUUUUGGGACUCCAUCUCCGGGUUUGAUUUCAGAGUUUCCUUCUCUUGGAUGAGUUGCCGUCCAAGGUUAACGAGUCCCAUCUACCCGGGGUGCUGGUGGUGUUUUUUUGUGCUCUUCCUGGAAUUGAACUCCAGACCACCAACUUGAGAUUUGCUCAGUUUAGACCACUCGGCCACCCAGCACCACUCGGCCACCCAGCACCACUCGGCCACCCAGCACCACUCGGACAAGUACUUGCAGGAUGUCUUCUCUUGUAAGGUUGAACCCAGGGUUUCUUUAAGCUAUAUCCCCGGGGGGGGGGGUACUGCCCCCUCCCUCCGGGGAAGUUCAAGUGUCCCCCUCCCAGAGAAAAAUAUGUACACCAAUAAAACAAUGUACAUUUUAUUAUAAAAAAUAACAAAUUAUCAUUUUUAAAAUAAUUUUAAAAAGAAUAUUAGCUGGUGUCAUUAACCGAUUACAAUUAGUGGAAUCUAUAAAAUAUCGCUACGCACGAUAUAUUUGAUGAUCCGUAUUGUUAAGGUUAAUCCUCUGAGAAGCUUAUGAUAUUCGAUUAUAAAUAUCGCAAUGUUUGGCACAAUUGCCGAUUAUGAUCCGAAGUAUUACUUGCCGUUCACCUUUUUCUGUAUUUUUUGUUUAAUUAUAUUUUGCAAAUUCACAAGUUUAAAGACUUUAAUAACACUGUAUUAAACUACUUUUACCACAUUUUUAAGGUCUAUAAUUUUAAUAAAGUUCCCACUAAGUAUCAAACGAGAGCAAUCUUUUCAUGCUUUCAAAUGAUAUUUUAUAACAAAAUCAUGACUUUUAAACUGGGGAAUGGCGUUAAUGACAAAUUGGCAAUGGCGUCAUGCUUUCAAAAAUGUGGUUAUUGUUAGCAAUCAGUGUUGUUGUUUUUUUCAGCUAUCUCUAUGGCAGCUCUCUGCCCCCCCCCCAGCCCGGGCGGGAUCACAAUGUGUACCACAAUACAACAAAAAUAUAAUUUGUUUAAAUAUAAAAAAUGACAUUUGCGUAUUAACUGUUGCCGCCUUUAACCGAUUACAAUUAGUGGACUCUAUGAAAUAUCUCCAGGCUCGAUAUAUUUGAUGAUCCGUGUAUUUAAGGCCAAUCAAGUUAUAGUAUUAGGUUAUAACAAUCGCACUGACCGCUCCAGUCUUACUUCCUCAUCCUCCUCAUGUCCCUUAGUCCUUGGACCGUUGGGGCGCCACAGAUGACAUGUGAACUAUCAUCCAUUCCUCUCCGUCUUCAGCACUACGCACUGCAUCGCCCAGUGUUAGUCCAGUCCACUCUUUGAUGUUAUCCUCCCACUUUUUUCUUUGUCUUCCUCUUCUUCUCCCUCCUCUUGUGGUACCGUGAAAUAUUUCUUUGGCAAGCCCUUGUUUCCUUGUCACCAUCGUAAUUACAUCCUAUUGUUCGCAUAUAUCGCUGUUUUUAUUUAAUUUUCAUUUUUUUGUUGCAACUCCACACGUUUAAAGACUUCAAUUACACUACAGUAAAAUAUAUUUACAUACCUAUAAAGGUCUAUAAUAAUAGUUAGUCAAGUAUUAAACAUUUUGUUACCUACAAGCCAGGGGUCACUCGUACUCGUACUCGGUCAGUCUUUGAGCCGCUCUCGGCGAAAGAUGGUUUUUGAGCCUCAUUGACUCCAAGUUGAGACAAGAGCCGGUCGAGUUGGGGUUUGGCUGCACCAUCUCGCGCAUGGGUAUCUGCUCUCUCUCUCUCGUUUGGCAUUGCUUCAAAGAGAUAACGACCCAUUAAUGGUGCAUGUGUUGUGUGGGGGGUGAAUAGCUGUAAAUCUCUCUCUUGUUAAACGACCAACUUUUGGCCUCGGCACGUGCUAGGCAUCAUGGCCAAGCCAUUUAAAAGGAAGUUAUUUAAAUAACAAACAUCCAUGUCCUUCACAUCACUUCGGGUCGGUUGUUAAAAAUUUUAAUACCGUCUAAGAUCUACAACUGGUGAUUUAACUUGCUUCGUUUUCCAGCAUUUUAAAAUGACAUUUUUAAACUGGGCUGUCCCAUCAGAAUGCAUAAGGUUUUCAUUGUAACCAAGCUCUCCCAAGUGCCUCUAUGAUUGUACUCUGCAAAAAUCAACUUGGCAUUUUGCCUUCCCUUUUGUACAAUACAUCCCCCAAACAUGCAAUCACUUUUGUACAAUACAUCCGCCAAACAUGCAAUCACUUUUGUACAUUACAUCCCCCAAACAUGCAAUCACUUUUGUACAAUACAUCCGCCAAACAUGCAAUCACUUUUGUACAAUACAUCCCCCAAACAUGCAAUCACUUUUGUACAAUACAUCCCCCAAACAUGCAAUCACUUUUGUACAAUACAUCCGCCAAACAUGCAAUCAUUUUUUUACAAUACAUCCCCCAAACAUGCAAUCAUUUUUUUACAAUACAUCCCCCAAACAUGCAAUCACUUUUGUACAAUACAUCCCCCAAACAUGCAAUCACUUUUGUACAAUACAUCCGCCAAACAUGCAAUCGCUUUUGUACAAUACAUCCAAAAACAUGCAAUCACUUUUGUAAAAUACAUCCAAAAACAUGCAAUCACUUUUGUAAAAUACAUCCAAAAACAUGCAAUCACUUUUGUAAAAUACAUCCAAAAACAUUCAAUCACUUCUGUACAUGUAUCCAAAAACAUGCAAUCACUUCUGUCCAAUACAUCACAAAGCAUACAAUCUCUUCUGUACAAUACAUCACAAAGCAUACAAUAUUUUCUGUACAAAUACAUCACAAAGCAUACAAUCUCUUCUGUACAAUACAUCACAAAGCAUACAAUAUCUUCUGUACAAAUACAUCACAAAGCAUACAAUCUCUUCUGUACAAUACAUCACAAAGCAUACAAUCUCUUCUGUACAAUACAACACAAAGCAUACAAUCUCUUCUGUACAAUACAUCACAAAGCAUACAAUCUCUUCUGUACAAUACAUCACAAAGCAUACAAUCUCUUCUGUACAAUACAUCACAAAGCAUACAAUCUCUUCUGUAAAAUACACUGAGUCAAAUUGGCGUCCAUCAAAAUGAAAACCAAGUUGAAUUACAGGUCUAAUAAUAAACCUAGAAUGAUAGCAACAUAUAGCCAACCAAAUAAACUUAUCAUAUAUUAUUAAUGUGCCUGUGCGUAGAUCUAUAAUCAGGCAUGUACACUAUACUAUUAUAUUUGAUGAAGACAUAUAUAUUUGGCCUUAAUUAUCUUGCAUUUUAAGAAUGAGAUCGAAAGUAUUUAUUGAUUGAUAUUGUGCGUAAGUUAUAAGCCAACCUACUUUAGACUAAACGUUGAUUCAUUUUAAUCAGACCUGUGAUUAAGCCCUAAAUAAAUUUUAAAUCAUAAAUGGGCUGACACUAUCUGUCUGCAUUUCAUGUUGAAGAUUAAGCCUCGUUUACUUGUCAAUAAAAUAUUACACUAUACUGUUACUAUAAGUCUUGAUAUCAAAUAAUUAUAAGUCGUCAAUCAUUUUUAACUAUGACCAUUCAAAGAAAUUGGCAUAUUGCUAUUUCAAGAAAGGCUCAGUGCAUCCAUGAUUCUGAUUCUGAUGUCAUAGAUGUUAGUGAUAGCCUAGGUGAUGCUAAUAGCAUUUGUGAAACUGAUAGCAGAGGUGAUACUGAGAGCAUUGGUGAUACUGAGAGCAUAGGAGACACUGCAUGAAGCUUAUUGGUUGGUAAGAAAAGCUGUAGGGCGAUUCCUCACUAAAUAUUAAAAUCAGGCCUACAUUAACUACAUUAAAAUGCUGCAUUACAUUUAAUAACUAAAGUCUAUAGGCAUGGCCGAGUUUUAGCUCGAUAGGUUAAAAAGGAAAUGGGUCAAUUAGCCUUUAGAAGAGCGAUGAACUAAUGAGAAGUUAAUAUUAAGUUUUUGUGUGUGUCUUUUUUGAAGAAAAGGGAAAAGCAUUAGCUUGCCAGUUGUUAUCAAUCGACCAAACCUUAAAACUAUCAGUUGUCAAAGCACAGAUUUGCAGACAAGCAGUUAAUUUUUACAAAUUUCAAACUCGUUUUUUAUUACUCUUUUUUUCCCCAGAUAUUUUCGUGGCCGACGCACUUUAGUACCAGGAUUUGAAUUACAUUGAUAUCUGUGAACAUUGCAUUUAUAGGAAAUAUCAGGCAAUGUACAGCGACAGCUUCGAUGGUUUUGAUCCAGAUGCUCACAUCACGGCUUAUAAGGCAUUGUACAUCAUCUUCAUCAUCCUCAUACUGCUGGCCAACGGUUUGCUCAUAUCCAAGAAUGUCAGUAAAUGUGAUUUUAUGUACAAGCUAAAAACUCUGACAAUUUUAUCGCUGGCCAUGGGAGAUGUUCUUCUAGCUCUGUUUCCAAUGGUUUAUCAAACUAAGGUUUUGUUUGGAGAUUAUGCGUCGACUGGACUUUCUUGCACUACGGCAAUAACGUCCAGUGUCUACACUCCAUUUCUGAUCACCUUCGUCUACGGUACUGGACUAAUGGUGCUCGGCUUUGAAAUAAGUCAAUCUCAGAAAAGCUCACCCACAAAUACAAACACUCAAAUCAUUUAUUCUCUCGGGUACAGCAGUUUUCCUUGGAUGCUUGGACUUGUCGUUGUCUUACCCCUUGGGAUGGCGAACUUCAAUGUUGACACGUGUCAGAGUGCUCAGAGCUUAAGUCAGAACAUAGCUUCUGUCGUCAUUGGAAUUAUUUUACCAGCAUUUGGUGCAGUGAUCACUUCUAUCAUUGUCAAGAAUAGAAAAUCCCACACAGUGAACAGCCCUGCACAAGCUGUAGUUGUUUACAACAGCCGCACAACUGCUACCGCAAUCCAGACAACGAACCCAGCAGAAGUGAUCCCAGUGAGCCCGAAUCAUUCACAGUCCUCAAUGUUUGCCUCUCCAACAACGUACCCGACACAUGGACAACCACCACAGUUCUACAACCAACCCCCUUCACAAGGACAACCACCACAGUUCUACAACCAACCCCCUACACAGGGACAACCACGACAUUUCUACAACCAACCCCUUACACAGGGACAACCACCACAGUUCCACAACCAACCGUACGCAGAAGGACAAUAUCCGAACAACCCCCAACAACCACCACCAUACCACAACCAACCCCUUACACAACCGUACUACAUACCGGUUCAGACGCAGUACGCAAAUCCAACUUAUUAUCCAGGUAACGUUAGUGGCGCCCCGAGUCAAACAGGUAUUGGGAUCACAGCCGUCACAGCUCUGUCCGGUCCUACACCAAAAGUUAACAGACUGUUUGCCAUUUCGGUCGUCUAUUUUGUGCUAGUCAUGCCGACUGCCAUUUUUAAUCUCAGCUACACACUCAAUUUAGAUCGUGUUGUUCUAGCAAGAUUUCCAUUUGCAGUGAUUGAUGGGCUAGUGUUGUGGCUUAACAUUGCCAGGUCUUUCAUUACACCCCUCAUGAUGUACCGUUAUUCUGAUGACUAAACAAUAUGACGUAAUGUUAUCGUUUCAUUGUCAAACCUAUCAAAAUUUAAUAUCGUCUACAGGUUUUUUUUUCCUUAUAAUAUUUAACAGUAAUUAUGAUGACAUGACUUUUGGCCGACAUGAUGUUUGUCUUACAUGACUUUUGGCCGACAGGAUGUUUGUCUUACAUGACUUUUGGCCGACAGGAUGUUUGUCUUACAUGACUUUUGGCCGACAGGAUGUUUGUCUUACAUGACUUUUGGCCGACAGAUGUUUGUCUUACAUGACUUUUGGCCGACAGGAUGUUUGUCUUACAUGACUUUUGGCCGACAGGAUGUUUGUCUUACAUGACUUUUGGCCGACAGGAUGUUUGUCUUACAUGACUUUUGGCCGACAUGAUGUUUGUCUUACAUGACAUUUGGUGGACAGGAUAUUUGGCUGACGUGAAACUUGAUAUGAACACUGUUGUAUUUAUGAUGUAGAUAUUAACACUAUUUAAUACUAGAAACAGUCGUAGAUGGAUGGCUUGGUGUAUUGGCUUGACGUUAGUGGGGACGCCGUAACACCCCCUCAUCAUUGUACGGUUAUUCUGAUUACUAAACGAUGACAAUCAAUAACUGCUCACCUUUCAAAAGUUUAUAGCUUAGCGCACGUGUCUAUAUUUCACUAUACAUAUAUGCCAAACAUACCUUGAUAUUAAUCCAUGACUAUUUAUCCAUGGACAUUUCAAGUUUUAGAUAAAAUGCCAGUAAAUAUUUUACACUAAUU